AUGGGUGCUCUACUGUCAUUGUGCACAGUUGGACAAGUAAGCGCUAUUUUGAAUUUUAGCAUAUAUUAUAUUAUAAUCCUUUUUUUCAUAACAAAUUAUUUUGAUUUUAAGUUGGCUUGUUGUUGUGGUCAAGCGGCGUGUUCUCUCUUUGCAUGUUGUCCGUCAUGUGGCAAUUCUACAUCCACAAAAGUGAUGUAUGGUCUUAUGUUACUCGUAGCAGUCAUUUUAAGUUGCAUCACGCUUGCUCCUGGGCUGCAAUUGUUCUUGCAACACGUUAGAAAGUUUUUUAUACAUUGUGUUACAAUGAAUACCUAUUUAUUAACUUAUUUGUUGUUUAGGUACCAUUUUGUAAAAGUGAAAAUCCAAGUUAUACUAACAAAAUUGUCGAUGGUUUAUAUAGUGCUCCAAUUGAUUGUAAAAAUGCUGUUGGUUACAUGGCAGUAUAUAGAAUUUGUUUUGCUAUGUGUAUAUUUUUUUCUCUCAUGUCAUUAAUUAUGAUGGGUGUCAAGGAUUCAAGAGACAAACGAGCACCCAUACAAAAUGGGUAAUAAUUAAUGACAUGUAUUUUGUUUUAUUGUAGUCAAUGUUUAUUAUUAUUAUUUUUUUUUUCAUGUUAUGAUUAGAUUUUGGGGAAUAAAGUAUCUCAUUGUGUUUGCUGGUGUCUGCGGUUCAUUUUUUAUAGCGCCAGGGAGUUUUAGUCACAUUUGGAUGAUUUGUGGUAUGAUUGGAGGUUUCAUUUAUCUUAUCCUCCAAUUUGUCCAAGUUUUAGAUUCUGCUCAUUCAUUGGCUGAAUCGUGGCUUGACAAAUGGGAACAAACUGAAGAUAAAAAAUGGCAAGUUCUACAUUAAUGUUCAAUGAUAAUUAAUUAAUAUAGUUUUUUGUAUCUAGGUAUUUUGCAUUGUUAAUCACUACAAUUGCAUCUUAUGUGUUGGCAAUUACCGGCAUUGUUAUUAUGUAUCACAGUUAUACCCAAGUAACAAUAAACAUUGCAAUUUAUGAAUUUUGGAUAAUGUAUUGACAUUUAAAUUAUUUUUAGGAUGAUGGAUGCACAUUGAACAAGUUUUUUAUUACUCUGACAGUUGUGAUAUGCUUAUUUAUUAGUUCAAUUUCAAUUACUUCGUGUGUGCAACGUGUUCAUGAGAAAUCUGGUUUAUUGCAAUCAUCUAUCAUUAGUUUGUAUGUGGUGUAUCUUACUUGGUCAGCACUCAGUAGUGGCCCAGGUAAUAUUUGUACACCAGAAAGAGUUUUAUCAAAACAUAUUAUUAUUAUAUUAAAAUAGUAACUAUUCUGUUCCACGAGAUAACAUAACUUGCUCACGCAUCCAAAUUAACAAAUUCUGUCAUCUUGUUAAAUUCUUCCACCACGUGGCCACUGGUGUGUCAACACUAUGACUAAUACGUGAAAACUGAUGAGUUUUAGUUGCUGCCGAGUUAUGUUCUCUUGUGGACCGAAGUAUAGUUUGUUCAAGUCCCUUAUCUUAAAAUUAAUUAUUGUAAAUUGGAGAUUAUUUAUAAUUUCUUGUAUACAAUUUGAAAAUACAUUUUUAAACAAUUUAUUUCCAUGUUAUUAUUUAAUUAUUGUCAUUAUUACCAAGUUAAUAUGCUUAAAAAUAAUUAACUAGUUAAGUUAAAAGUUAUUGUCUAAAGUAAUUAAUAACUUUCAAAAGAUACUUGAACUCAUCAUUGGUCAUAAUUGUUGGUUUUUAUUUAUUAAAUUUUGGAUCUACUUUUUAGAAGAUAAAUGUAAUACAAGUUUGGCAGAUAUUUUCAGUACACCAACUCCUGAUAGUUCAAAAAUACAUUUUGGUUCAGAAAAUUUAGUCAGUAUUGGUAUUUUUGUGCUGUUUGUUUUGUACUCCGCCAUUAAAACUGGAUCAUCUUCUAAAUUCUCUAUGAGUAAUUCCACUGAGAGAAGUGAGUAUCUUGUUUAGUAUUACAUUGUGUAUAAAUAUCCAUUACUUUUUUUAAGGAGAAAAUGUCAAAUUCUAUAUUAUAAUUUGUUUGUUUUAGAUAAUACUUAUAUUUAUUCUUUGGUUGUUAUUUAUUAUAGUAGGUACUGAUAGUGAUCUUGAAGCAGGACAAGGGUCAGGUAAUGAUGAGAACUCUGGAAAAUUAUUUGAUGAUGAAAAAGAAGGAGUUGCAUAUUCAUGGUCAUUUUAUCACUUUACAUUUGCAAUGGCUACUUUAUUUUUGAUGAUGACAUUGACAAACUGGUACUCGUAAGUAUAUAAAAAAACAUAUUUAUAUUUUACAUUUAAAUUAUUGAUUAAUUUAAUUAAUAAGUGUUAUCUAAAAUAUACAUUUAUAUUUCUUUUAACAAGACCAAACUCAAGUUUGAAUAACCUUCACCCAGACUAUGCUUCUACAUGGAUUAAGAUGUUAUCUUGUUGGGUUUGUGCUGGGCUCUAUGUUUGGACAUUAGUAGCGCCAAUUUUAUUACCAGACCGUGAAUUUUAA
Cinara cedri is the source of this 2457-nucleotide messenger RNA. The record is from the annotation of a GenBank genome assembly. Lineage: Eukaryota; Metazoa; Arthropoda; Insecta; Hemiptera; Aphididae.